Miniopterus natalensis is the source of this 1963-nucleotide messenger RNA. It is a transcript of the gene RPN1, whose product is annotated as ribophorin I. Lineage: Eukaryota; Metazoa; Chordata; Mammalia; Chiroptera; Miniopteridae. Gene Ontology annotation, cellular component: membrane; oligosaccharyltransferase complex. The record is from RefSeq and is a predicted model, not a curated record.
CGCGGUGGCCGGAGGCGGGGCGAUGGCGCCGGCGCGCGGCCUGCGGCUCAGCUUGGCUCUUGUCAUGGAGGUCCCUACCUCCCCGCUGCUUCUCGUCCUUGUGCUCGGGGCCUGGGCCGCAGCGCCGGGCAGCGCCUCUCCCGAUGCACCGCCGUUGGUCAACGAGGACGUGAAGCGGACGGUGGACCUGAGCAGCCACCUGGCCAAGGUGACGGUCGAGUUGGUCUUGGCGCACCCAGGCGGCAGCUCCACGUCCCGCGCCACCUCCUUUCUUCUGGCCUUGGAGCCGGAGCUCGAGGGCCGGCUGGCACACCUCGGCGUGCAGGUAAAGGGAGAAGAUGAGGAAGAGAACAAUUUGGAAGUACGAGAAACCAAAAUUAAGGGUAAAAGUGGGAGAUUCUUCAUGGUCAAGCUCCCAGUUGCUCUCGAUCCUGGGAUGAAGAUUUCAGUCAUUUUGGAAACAGUCUAUACCCAUGUGCUUCAGCCAUAUCCAACCCAGAUCACUCAAUCAGAGAAACAGUUUGUGGUGUUUGAGGGCAACCAUUAUUUCUACUCUCCCUAUCCAACAAAGACACAAACUAUGCGUGUGAAGCUUGCCUCUCGAAAUGUGGAGAGCUACACCAAGUUGGGGAACCCCACACGAUCUGAGGACAUUUUGGAUUACGGACCUUUCAGAGAUGUCCCUGCUUAUAGUCAGGAUACUUUUAAAGUACAUUAUGAGAACAACAGCCCUUUCCUUACUAUCACCAGCAUGACCCGAGUCAUUGAGGUCUCUCACUGGGGUAAUAUUGCUGUGGAAGAAAAUGUGGACUUGAAGCACACAGGGGCAGUGCUUAAGGGGCCUUUUUCACGCUAUGAUUACCAGAGACAGCCAGAUAGUGGUAUAUCCUCCAUUCGUUCUUUUAAGACUAUCCUUCCUGCUGCUGCCCAGGAUGUUUAUUACCGGGAUGAGAUUGGCAAUGUUUCCACCAGCCACCUCCUUAUUUUGGAUGACUCCGUAGAGAUGGAAAUCCGGCCUCGUUUCCCUCUUUUUGGAGGGUGGAAGACCCAUUACAUUGUUGGCUACAACCUCCCAAGCUAUGAGUACCUCUAUAAUUUGGGUGACCAGUAUGCACUGAAGAUGAGGUUUGUGGACCAUGUUUUUGAUGAGCAAGUGAUAGAUUCUCUGACUGUGAAGAUCAUCUUGCCUGAAGGAGCCAGGAACAUCCAAGUUGACAGUCCCUAUGAAAUCAGCCGUGCCCCAGAUGAGCUGCACUACACCUACCUGGACACAUUUGGCCGCCCUGUGAUUGUUGCCUACAAAAAAAAUCUGGUAGAACAGCACAUUCAGGACAUCGUGGUACACUACACAUUCAACAAGGUGCUCAUGCUGCAGGAGCCCCUGCUGGUAGUGGCCGCUUUCUACAUCUUGUUCUUCACAGUCAUCAUCUACGUCAGGCUGGACUUUUCUAUCACAAAGGAUCCAGCCGCAGAAGCCAGGAUGAAGGUGGCCUGCAUCACAGAGCAGGUCUUGACCCUGGUUAAUAAGAGAAUAGGUCUCUACCGUCACUUUGAUGAGACUGUCAAUAGGUAUAAGCAGUCCCGGGAUGUGUCCACCCUCAACAGUGGCAAGAAGAGCCUGGAGACAGAGCACAAGGCCUUGACCAGUGAGAUUGCACUGCUGCAGUCCAGGCUGAAGACAGAGGGCUCUGACUUGUGUGACAAAGUGAGCGAAAUGCAGAAACUGGAUGCACAGGUCAAGGAGCUGGUGCUGAAGUCGGCAGUGGAAGCUGAGCGGCUGGUUGCUGGCAAGCUCAAGAAAGACACGUACAUCGAGAAUGAAAAGCUCAUCUUAGGAAAGCGACAGGAGCUGGUCACUAAGAUCGACCACAUCCUGGAUGCUCUGUAGCCCCUGCCAGUUGUCUACUGGGUGGGCUCAGGGUGCUGCACUUACAGAUGGCAGGUGUGUGUGUGUGUGUGUGUG